Molecule: messenger RNA, 1593 nt
Organism: Amborella trichopoda
Lineage: Eukaryota; Viridiplantae; Streptophyta; Magnoliopsida; Amborellales; Amborellaceae
Gene: PAC
Product: pale cress protein (PAC)
Biological process (GO): chloroplast mRNA processing; leaf development; leaf morphogenesis
Cellular component (GO): amyloplast; chromoplast; proplastid
Source: RefSeq, a predicted model, not a curated record
GGGAAUAAGUACCUAAUUUAAGUGCCUAAUUUGUUCCUCCAGGAGUGCGUUCGCUGAAGUUUCCGGGUUUUUUGACAUGCAAAAAGAUCGGUUUUCCGCUUCCAGGAAAAAGAUGAAGCAGGUGUGCUUUUGAAGCUUUCCUCUAUCAGAUUCAAAUGUGAAUGGAAGCAAUUAUGGCUACGCUUGGAUUGAGCUUUUCCCCAUCUUCUGUUUUCGCCCCAAGAAGGAACAACCUCCCAAAUAUUUAUUUGAGUGCAAAAAUUCCUUUUUCAGGAGAUUUAGACUUGAAGAACAGUAUCAGAUUGGCCGUUUAUAAUGUUGGUCCAUGCAAAGCCAAGGAAGAGGAUGAGAUGGAUGGACUUCCUAAAGAGUUCUAUGAUGAUGAGUGGCAAGCGCGCCAACGUGAAAAGACCAAAGAAUUGCAAAGGAUGCGUGAAGAAGAGGAAGAAGAAGAGAAUAGAAAGGUGGAGGAGUUUCGUGAGAUUGCCUCCCGGUUGAAGGGGUACCCUGAAGAAGAAGUUCGAAAAGCAAGGCAAUUAGUUUCCAGCUUUAUAUUAGCAGCAGAAGAAAUUGAGGAGAAAAUUGAAGAGGCUGCUGAGAGGGGGGAACUUACGGAGCUUGUUUUAAUGAUUAUAUGGAAUCGCCUUGAUCUUGCUCGACGAGAUGAUGAGAAGGACGUCAUUAGGUCUCUCGAUCUCUUGUACAGGAGGAUUGAGACUGAGAUUUUGAAGAGGGAGGCUAGUCCAGCAAUGAGGCUGCUCAAUGAGCUAUUGAAUAUGCAUGAUGGGUUUAAUGAAGAAGAAUGGCGUAGGAAAUGUCGGAAGUUGAUGGUCGAGACAUUCCCGAGAGAAGAUCCUUUCAGCAUGCUUGUUCCAGCUGGAUUUGACAUCAAUAAUCAUUAUGGCCGAAUAGAAUUGCCACCUGAUAAUGAUGACGUCCUAUUAAGGGUGGACUUUGUAAGGGAAGUUGAUGCCUUGCUACAAGAGGUUAAAGAAGAGCAAAGCGAAAUGCAACCCAUCGAGGGCUUCGACCCCGAAUCUGUCGCAAUGAGAAUGAAGCAACAGGAGAAGCGGAGGACCAUAGACCAGGUGGAAGCACUGCUAGAUUUAGCAGCAACACUACAAUGGUAGUUGUACACAAUGACUGAAAACAAUCACCCACCCUGUUUCGUUGGCUAGAUUUGAGAUGAGUGAAACUUUUUGGACACUUUAUAGCGGAAAAUUAUUAAUGGGGGAGCAUAGAUACAAAAUUGCUGAUUUGGGUUGCAGAAUUUACUGAAUGGGCCCCUGAUUUGUUGCCCGCUUGAGGAAUACAAAUGAUGACUCUGUACUCUGCUUGGGAGAAACUUUUAGCAAAUGUUAUACAAGUUUCGUUCCUUCUUUUUGCUGAAGAGAUUUGCGGCUCUUGUGGGUUCAUGCUGUGCAUUUAGUCCCUCGGUUAAACUCCCAUCUUUUGGCUUUUGUAUUCUCAAUUUGGGGGUCGCUUUGCUUGCGAAUGUGGGAUGACUUUAUGGCUUGGAUGAUGACUUUAUGGCUUGGAUGCUGUAAUUUCAAACUAUGCUAAGUAGCUUAAAUCAAGAAGCUUUUUGCCGAA